Messenger RNA from Portunus trituberculatus (swimming crab), 3504 nucleotides. RefSeq lists its product as uncharacterized. The coding region runs from base 82 to 627 and encodes 181 amino acids. Lineage: Eukaryota; Metazoa; Arthropoda; Malacostraca; Decapoda; Portunidae. The transcript has 4 exons. The record is from RefSeq and is a predicted model, not a curated record.
ACUACGAAGUGACGCCAGUGUUGAAUCAGACUGAGUAGGAAGUGUACGUGCGCGCUGGUCCAUCUCCCUAACACGUGUACAAUGAACACAUUACGUAUUUUUGACUUAAGGAAGGAAUGUAUGUGGAUACUCUUUGCAUACGCCACACUUGCUGGAGCCUUGGUGUGUCAAGUGAACGAGCCAUCAGAUAAGUCAGGCUCUGGUGAUGGCGAGAUGCAAGCGUCUUACAUUACAUGUCCUGGCCCCCGUGACCCCGCCAACCACACCGCCUGCUGCUACGGGGACGAUGACGGCCAGCCUGGUGACGAGGGAAUGCCCAAGUGCUGCCUGCCGCUGCCUCCUCCCCGUGGCCUCUUCUACAUCGAUGACCAGCUGGCAAUGAUCAUCGCCCUCAGCGUGACAACAGUGUGUGUCAUUUGCACGAUCAUCAUCAUCGUGUGCUGCUUCUGGUCCCGCUGUCCUCUCUUCACCGCCUGCAGGAUACGCUACCACCAGGACGACAUCAUAGCGUAUGCAUCAAAGGACGAGGAGACGGCUGGGCUGAAUGACAUGCCACCCGAGGAGACCAAGGGUGUCAACGUCUACUCGCCCAAUGCAGUCAAGGUCACCAUGAAGGACGACGUGUAGACCCCAGAGGUGUUUCACUAAGAGGCACAACAUGAAGCACAAUAUUAAUGCCCUCAGAAGCACAUGUUAUCAAUUAUGUUUUAUAUAUAUUUGCCACUUCUUUUAGUGCUUGGAUUUGUGUUAUAUUUUUGUAAUGAAGUGUUUAAGUUUACCUUUAUGAAGUUACUGUUUGCACAAACCUGCAGGCAUUGAUUGUAUUUUUUGUACUUCUGCACAAAUUUACACGAUUAUGGGCUUUGAUGAAUUUAAUAAUUGUCAGUAAUGUUGCAAAAUCAGUGAAUGCAUUUUAUAUGGGUCAGGUGGUAUUUUUUUUUUUAUUAUUUUAUUUUUUAUUUUUACAAUUUCUGCAGGCCGUUUUUAUAAAGUCGAGCCUUAUUACUUUGUGUGAAAAAUACCCAGUAAACAAGAAUAGUGAUGCUCUUUUGAGCAAUACAGUUUUUCAUUAAUAGGAGAGUGUUCAAGAGACACUAUUUUAAUUAUAUUAUUUUGUGCCAAAAUACGUAAACUAUAUUACAGUAUAUAAGGCAAGCUGCUGAGGCUUUCAUACUGAAGGGGUUAAGUAGAGAUCCAAGUUAAAACAUCAGAGCUUAUUAAAAAAGCUUAUUGAUGGGAAAGAAACUACAGUAAUAAUCUUAGGAUUAGAAAAUUGUCAAAAUUACAGUCUUUAUUCAUCUUGCUUAUUUUGUGCUUUAGGAAUGUUUUCAUGGUUAUCAGUGGAGAAGUGCAUCAAAGAGGGCAUGAUAAGAUGUAGGUAUUCCUGCCAGUAUUGAUAAGAACAGGAAUGAAGUAAUAAUGUCAGUUUGUUUAAUGGAAGUUUAAUGCCUUUUAUUGUUUGAUACCAAACUGCUUCCAGGCUGCUCAGAUAGGAAUAGGAAAGACAGUAGAUUUUUAUAUUACACAGUAACACUAACAAUUUAGCCUCAGAAUGUGGGAGUGAUUAAUAAGUAGUUAGUGAAGACAGUUGUGGCUCAGUUAAGGGGAAAUCUCUUAUCAGUUUAUCAACUAAGAGAAAAUAUCCUGCUUCAGUUUGGACUAAUUGCUUAGGAACCAGAUUAAAAGUUGUUUUGCCUCAUAAUUUAAAAAAAAUCUAUCAACAGAUAAAUGACAGUUUUUGCCUCAGUUUGAUUAAUCUUUUAAAGACAGGUUCGCAUGUACCAAUUUGCAACUGAAAUUGCAAGUCACUAGAAGUAUCGACUGAGCCCUUCUAGUUGGAAAACAUCACACAUAGUGACUGGAAAGUAUCACCUUGGCAGAAGUGAUUGUAAACGAAUAGCUACCCCACCUGCCAAGAUGUCUUCCUCCAGUGACGAUGCUGAAGAGCUGGUUGCUCUUGUUUUGGCGUACUGGAAGAGCCAACAGAAAAGAAAAUGCCUGUGGAUACGUCCCUGGCUAAGUAGAAGGAAGGAAAGGAGUGUCUACCACACACUAAUCUUAAGAAGACUAUGCACAAUUGCAAUCAAAUUAAAUCCUGACAAGUCUUCAAUCCUCACCUCCAAACAACACCCCGCAUUGAGGGAAACAGUUCUUGGAGAGUGGCAGCUAUUUUGUCGAAUGAUGAUUUGCGCAAGCUUUUUUUUUACUGUAUAAUUAAUUUCUGGAGUCCCAGAUCUGUUCUUUUUCCCUCACCAACUCUUAUCAUCUUUACACCUGGAGACCACAUUUCCAAAGCUUACUCAGAGAUGUCACAACAUAAAUUAAGUCACAAAUUGUCUGAACAAGACUAACAUGUUGGUCUUGUUAUGUGACUGAUUUCUCCAGUUGCUAGGCACCAAUAUUCAGUCAAAAACUUUACCGACUUGCAAUGUCAGUCGCAAAUUGGCUCGUGUGAACCUGCCUUUUGAAUCAAGUGAGGUAAUUUUGUUUAGAUUUACUGGUAAUUCCUUAAUGAAGAUUAGUAUAGUUUUCUAAAGUGUUUUAAUGAUGAUGUUCACAGUUUAACAAGUAUUCUAUAUCAUCACUGAGAAACUGAUAAGAACCUAACUUAUUAUAUCUAUGAAGUCAUCCUUAUUAAUGCACCAAGCAUUUCAAGGUCCAAGUCUUGGAUUUAGUGUCCCAAGUACUUGAAAUGUCACAAGUUUAUCAAGUCUCACAAUCAUCCAUAGGAUGAUUAUCGUAUAAAAAUGUGUUGUUUGAAUAACAUACAACAAGUUCAGAUUUAAAGAAUUACAUUCAACUGCAGAAUAUUUGCAUUAUCAAUGAUAUAUCAUUGAUAGUCUGGUUGGCUGAUGUAGUUUUGUCCAAAAUACCCUUCUCUUGUACAAGGAAGGUGAACUUACAAAAUGAGGCAGAGUUCCAGUGCUUGCAUGUUUAUUUAUAAUGGUGUCAUGUAAGUUUGUGAUGUGAUUGUGACUUGCCUAUGAUAUGACAUCCCAGAGUGUCAUAAUUUUCUCAGGACUGAGAACAAACCAUCAUUGCUGCUCACUAGACAGAAAAUGGUAGGAUCAGGUUUGUAUGGUACUUCUCCCUGGAGAUCUGAAGUACUGUAGCUCACUUGUAGUGCCUCCUCACUCCUCUUCCAUGAACUGCCUGGAGAUGUGCACUUGUAACAGUCUAUUUAUUUUUUUAUAAACUCUUUCUACAUUUUACUAUGAACAUCUCAUCAGCAGCAAGAGAAGACAUUUUUUUACAUCCUGAUAAUAGAUAGAAGGAUUACUUACUUGUGAAAUAGUUUUUUGUAUCCAGCAGUAUUUCAUCAGUGAUAAGUGAUUAGUAACUCCAAGUAGCAUUGGUGUGCUACCUAAGUACACUUCAUUCUCACUUUUGUGAACAGAGUCCAUCAGUGCAGUGUUUAUAGAUUAUGAGAGGAGAUACUCAUUCUCUCUCUCUCUCUCUCUCUCUCUCUCUCUCUCUCUCUCUCUCUCUCUCUCUCUCUCUCUC